AUGCGCGCAAGCGCCCCGCUCCGCGCGCAGGCCCGCGGCCACACCCAGCAGGGCCGCCUGCCCAAGCCCGAUGCGCCCGCGCGGAAGGUAUUCAACUGCAUCGUCGACGAGUCGGCUUUCCUGGCCGGCGUCAAGAAGAGCACCCGCGAUGGCAUUCGCAAGUGGAUCAACAACGGCGCCAUGCGCCUUUUCGUACCCCUCUACACCCUCGAGCAAAUCGACCGCAUCAAGCGCGCUGGCGGCAAGCCGGCCAACGACGCCCAGGAAGCCCUCCAGUGGCUCGACGACGUCACCUCAAUCACCGAGGUCCAGGCCGCUGGCCUCGUACAACUGCAGGGCGGGGAUGAGAUCUACCGCACCUGGGAGGAGGUCGAGAGCUUCCUGCUUCCCGAGACGCUGCUCUCCAUGACCGAGUCCGCCGACGAGGCCGACGAGCUUGCCGACGAACUGAACAACUCCCUGGCUUCUCUCGGCAGCAACGGCGACAAGGUUUCCGAGAGCUCUCACGGAGGCGAGUCAGAGUCUCCGCGCUCCGCAUACUCUGCCACAAGCCCCGGUCUUCUGAACGCCAUCCCAUACAAGAUCGAGACGGCUGUGAACAAGCAUGGCAAGUCCAGGUCGCGCAAAAACUCGCGCGCCAAUGGGGACAUCAAGGCCGAGCCAAAGAACAAGUCCGUGGUCCCUGUGCCGCUCCAGCCGUUCUACAACCAUGUGAUUUGGCGCAUCCACCACGAACAGAACCCCGACAUUUCGCCAGAGUCCUUCAUCUUGCUCACCAACGACCCGAGGAAGCAGGCGAUUGCCCAGCGCUUCAGCGUCCGUGCCAAGCGUCUGGAGCAAAUCCGUGACAUCAUCGGCCGUGAGGAACGUGACUUCAGGAACAGACAGGCUUGGAUCAAGAAGGAAGAGCAGGAAGACGGCGUCGUGGUGAACGAGCAGAAAUCGGAGGACGAGGACGAAAUCGUCUUCAAGCGUGCGCCUGCGGCAAAGCCCAAGGCGGGACAGCAGCAGGUCUUCGACCCCAACGAUUUCGGCCGGUCCCACCCCAUACCCACUCCCCGUGGAGGCGGACGCGGAGGACGGGGUGGCCACCGCGGUCGCGGAAACUUCGCGCCCUCUGCUGCGCCCACGCCCCGUGCUCCCCCCUCCGCCCCCAAGAACGCCGAGCCUUCUGGGCCCAUCGACCCCGACUCCUACGCCCGCCCGCCGCCGGUUGCCCGUUCGGUCCGUGGCGGCAAACGCAAGCUUUGGGAGCCAGCGUAA
This is a messenger RNA of Diplodia corticola, 1263 nucleotides long. RefSeq names its product thiosulfate sulfurtransferase. The transcript is spliced from 2 exons. NCBI's taxonomy places the organism in Eukaryota, Fungi, Ascomycota, Dothideomycetes, Botryosphaeriales, Botryosphaeriaceae. The record is from RefSeq and is a predicted model, not a curated record. Bases 1 to 1263 code for a protein of 420 amino acids.